GGUAGCAGCCAGUAUCAAUGACAGAUGCAGGAAGCUUUGACUCAGAAUAUUGCUUGAUUUCAUCCGAACAGUCUUCAAUAUUCUAAUCAUUAUUCGGUGAAAUAUGUGGUCCAUUGAAGACCUGUACAACAUUACUAUACCAAAGGUGUGCAGUAAGGAUCAAUACCAAUGCAUCGAUGGAAGCUGUCACACUGGCUCAUUUGGGAUAUGCAAACCCAUCCUUGGAUACUGCCCGAAAUUGGCAGCUAGAAGGCACUACUGUCCAGCUGAAGAUUUUUGCCAAUACACAGACUUCAAUUGCUUGCGACCCUGUGGAGCAUCCAAUGGAAGAUUAGACUAUGUUCAUAACUGCACAGGUUAUCCCGGACUGUGUACCAAUAAUCCUGAAACAUGUCCUCCACAAUGUUUGAAAACAGAGGUCAAAUGCCGUAAAGAGGGGAAAUGUGCUAAGGCGGAGAAUUAUUGCACGACUUGUGAUGGCUUUCGAUGUGCAAGUGAUGGAAAAUGUGGCUACGGUACACGAUGUAAUCGGAUCAAUGAAUGUUCGGAUGGCUCGGAUGAGAGGAACUGUCCCUACAAUAUGAAUAACAAUGUUGACAAAUAUGCAGUUGUUGGGGUUUUUUUUGUUGUCGUGGUGAUCACGGGACUUUGUUGCCUCUGCUUCUGUCGAAAGCGUUUGCGACGUUGUAGAGAGAGAGGAAGGUUUCAGCGGCCAACUGUGCCACCUCCAGACACCACGGCAGUGACACUGUCUGUACGGAGCUCUCCUACGUUAAAUCAAGAGGCUGUGACCCUGACAACCGGUCACGCGAGGGAUGCUGCCAGUGCCACCCCAUCGGCGCCUGAGCGAGAGACGACACCACCACCGUCGUACUUUGAAGUGAUACGGAGCGCUCCCAUUGAGAGGCACGCUGCAUCAGGCUCACAAUCACAGCUUCCAACCUAUGAAGAGAUUAUGGAGUUGAAAGAAUUCAAUGGAAAAGGGUGAUAGGUUUGUAUUUACACCAAGAUACCGCAUAGCAGUUUGGCAGUUGCUCCUGGUGUAGACUUGACGGAAGCAGAGCCAAUGACAGAAGACAAUCAUAGCGAAUGUCCCUUGCCUCUUAAGAUGGCUUAACCAUCAUGUUGCAAUUAAGUAAGGUAGUGAUUACCUCAGACUUUCAGGACCAUACGACUCAAGCUUGUCGUUCUCUCAGUUUUUACUGACGAAGACAUUUUAUUUUAUACUCCAUUGCAUGAGAAAAUGACAGUCUGAUAUUUUGUGAUUUUGCACAAAAAGUGAAAUAUUUCAACAAAUUGCAUUUUAUUUGAAACUUUAAAGGUGUACGCUGUUUGUAAUUACUGGUGGUCCAGGAAAAUAGAAAUGCAGUUUUGCACAAUGCCGUAGUGCAGUUAUCAUGCAAAUGAAUUGGCUGAAAUUGCUAUUUGAAGUAUUUGUAUGUCUGUCUGCCCAACGUCAAUGCUGAAAUUUGUGUUGAGUAAAUAUUUAUACAAUUGGAAAUUUUCAAAUUCAAUUAUAAAUUACAAAUUUUUUAAAAACGCAAUCAAAAUUCCUUUCUUUGCCAGCAUUGGACAGCUUGACCGAGAACGACCCAUUUGAAGCAAAAUACUGACAUAUUUUCCCAAGCCAUUUUGGGCCUGUUUUGCAUGCAUUGAUAUUUUAAAUAGAGCAGGGGAGAAAUUCCUACAUGUUAUCAAAUAUUGAGCCAGUACUCAAAGCUGGGGUUCUCGUGUAAAACAUAAGGGCCCUCACAUGGUACCCAACCGGACCAGACAAGAUCAGACUGGAUCACAUCGCAUUGUCUUGUGAGAUCGGGCAAUGAGCCCGGCCCAUGUUUGUUACUUUCUACUGGCAAUAAAUGUUCUUGUUGAUUUAAGGUUAAUGGUAGCUAGCCGGCGUGUUUCAUGCAGAGUCAAAAGCCUAAAUGUUUUAGUUUUCUUGGAGUUUUGUCUAAAGAUAGGAUUUGAUAAAGAAAUUGUUGUGUGCAAAAGCAUGUUCUUACUGGUAACUCAGGUCUGAAUGUAUUCAAUGUGAGAUUAGGAGAUUACUGACUCUUUGUACAAUGUACAUGCAGCAUCCUUGACAAUUUCAUUGCAGGGGGGUCACUCCUGAUUACAUGAGCAUCCAAAAAUGCAGGCGUGUUUUGGGUCAGCAAAGUCUGACCCAGACCUCAAGCCCCGCAAUGUCUCCAGGGGCAUGCUCUAAAGGAUGUCUGCUACCCACAAUGUGCCCCUGAUUAUCGACUCUCUGUUACUCUGAUACCAAUAAACAGUCAUAUUUAUCCUAGCUCAAUUUGUGGGAGAUACAUGUACAACGGAACUUCCCUCAACGGACACCUCUCUAUUAAGGACACCCUCUCUAUUAGGGACACCAGUUUUGGUACCAACUUGGUUGCUUCCAUUCAAUUUGAUCUUUCUAAUCAGGACACCUUUUUAUUAAGGACAGCACUUGUCAGUCACCAGGAUGUCCUUAAUUGAGAGGUUCUACUGUACAUGAAUACCAAAAUAAGGGGUUAUAAAUGUAACCCUAUACCAGCAGUAGAGGGUGAAAGAUGUGCCAGCAAAAGGGGGCAGAGAUUUGAGACAGCUGUACCCGCUGGAGGGGGUCUAUUAAAAACUCUGCGUAAAGUGAUGCCCUAAUCUUGUAAUCGAGUGGCCCUCCGUGGAAUUUCUUCAUCAGAAUCUUGGAGGAAAUGAACCUCUACAUGGAAUCAUUUCAAGGACAUGAAGGAAUAUAGCUGACCAUCCACCCAGCA
Lineus longissimus is the source of this 2756-nucleotide messenger RNA. RefSeq names its product LDL receptor repeat-containing protein egg-1-like. The record is from RefSeq and is a predicted model, not a curated record. Bases 104 to 988 code for a protein of 294 amino acids. Lineage: Eukaryota; Metazoa; Nemertea; Pilidiophora; Heteronemertea; Lineidae. The transcript is spliced from 10 exons. Gene Ontology annotation, molecular function: protein binding.